AUGAUAUCUAGCGGCGGCACGGGAGCUUCUAGCCCCUAUACUAAGUUAUCGGGGAGUGCAUCCCCAUCCUUCGGCAAUAGUUCCACAAGCGAGCUGAGCGAUGCUACUGACUUCAACGCCAACGAUGUGGCGGUGAUUGGCAUGGCGUGUCGCGUUGCUGGUGGUGCCCAUAGCCCGGACCAGUUGUGGGAUUCUAUCAUGGCCCAACGAGAUGCGUCAUCAGAGAUUCCAUCCUGGAGGUGGGAACCAUACGAACGUCGUGACCCACGGAAUGUGAAAGAGUUGAAGAAUACAACCAAACGUGGAUACUUCCUCGAUGCUAUAGAGAAUUUCGACCCAGCUUUUUUCGGUAUAUCGCCUAAGGAAGCCGAGCAGAUGGAUCCUCAACAACGCAUCUCACUCGAAGUCGCCUGGGAGGCCCUUGAGAGAGCUGGGGUUGACCCCAAAUCACUCUCCGGCUCAAACACAGCGGUGUUCAUGGGUGUCAAUUCUGAUGAUUAUAGCAAACUGUUGCUCGAAGAUUUACCCAACGUCGAUGCUUGGAUGGGAAUCGGUACAGCAUAUUGCGGCGUACCAAAUCGAAUUUCCUAUCACCUCAAUCUUAUGGGCCCGAGCACAGCAGUGGAUGCAGCGUGCGCUAGCUCUCUCGUGGCCAUACACCACGGCCGUCAGGCGAUCAUGAAUGGAGAAUCCAACAUCGCUAUAGCUGGGGGCGUUAAUGCCCUUCUGGGUCCCGGCCUGACUAGAGUUCUUGAUAAGGCUGGGGCUAUCUCCUCAGAUGGCUCAUGUCUAUCGUUCGACGAUCGUGCUCAUGGUUAUGGACGCGGCGAAGGCGCUGCUAUUGUGAUUUUGAAACACCUGGGAAACGCUAUAAAGGACGGAGAUAAUAUUGUAGCUGUUCUCAAAGGAACAGCUGUCGCUCAAGAUGGCAAAACAAACGGCAUUAUGGCUCCAAAUGCCAAAGCACAAGAACUCGUGGCACGCCAAGCCCUUGAGCAGGCAAAUAUCGACCCAAUAACAGUACAAUACGUCGAGGCUCAUGCCACUUCGACACCGCUUGGGGACCCAACGGAAGUCAGUGCCAUUUCCGCGGUCUACGGACAAAGCCGGCCUAAAGAAGAACCAGUCAGAAUUGGUUCGGUCAAGCCCAACGUCGGUCAUCUCGAGGCCGGUGCAGGAGCUGUUGGCUUUAUCAAGGCUAUCAUGGCUAUCAAGGCGGCGCAAUAUCCACCCCAAGCGAAUCUGCAAAAGCUGAACUCCAAGAUUGACUGGGAAAAGUCGGGCACAGCCGUAGUUCAGGAGGCUGCCGAAUGGCCUCAACCGAGCGGGCACCCACGUCGAGCGGCUAUCUGCUCUUACGGGUACGGUGGUACUGUAUCACAUGCAGUCGUUGAACAGUUUGCGCAUGACUUUGAUACGGCCAACCUUGGUGCCUCCAAGCACCCCCGAGGUCCUAUCCUCUUUGUGUUAUCAGCGCCCCAGGAGAAGCGACUUGGCCGAGAAGCUUUGGCCUUGGCUGAAUGGCUCGCUACACCUGUUGGAAAAUUGGAGAGUUUGGUGUCUAUUGCCAACACUCUCGCACUGCGCCGGGCUCAACACGACUAUAGGGCUGCGUUUGUAGUCGAGAGCCAUGAGCAGGCUGUUGGAGCUCUUAAAGCGUUCGCCGAAGGCCUCAAGCAAGAAUGGUCCUCAAGCAGCGCUGUUCUCGGUCCCGGCAUCAAAAAGGACGUGGUCUGGGUCUUCUCAGGCCAUGGUGCCCAGUGGACCGAUAUGGGCAAGGAGCUUAUCGGAAAAAAUGCUGUCUUCUACCAAGCCAUCCUACCUCUAGACGAUAUUACCCGAACAGAACUUGGCUUCUCUGUUAUCGAAUCCUUGACGAACGGAGAGAACUUUGACCGGUCUGACCGGGUGCAGGUGCUCACUUACGUCAUUCAAGUCGGGCUAUCUGCUGUGCUGAAACACAGCGGACUUCAUCCAUCUGCGGUUAUUGGACAUUCUGUGGGCGAGAUUGCUGCUACGGUCGCUGCAGGAGCCCUGACUCCAGAAGAAGGGGCCCUGAUUGUGACAAGAAGAGCCAAGCUAUAUGCCCAAGUACAAGGCCAAGGGGCAAUGUUUAUGGUGAAUCUACCAUUUGAGCAGGUCAGGGAUGAGCUCGGGGAAGACGGUGAAGUUGUUGCUGCCAUCGAAUCUUCACCUUCGUCUUGUGUCGUCAGUGGUGAGCUUGAUGCAGUUACUACCUAUGCCGAGAAGGCGAGGAGCAGUGGCGUCAAGGUGAUGAAGGUGGCUACGGACAUCGCGUUCCACUCGCACAAAACACUAGAACCUCUAGCAGCUUCUCUCAGGGAUGCGCUGCUGGGCGGUAUCCAGCCGCAAGCGGCUGAGGUUCCACUCUACUCGACUUCAAAUAUGGAUCCACGAUUUGACGGCGUCCGGGAUAUCGACUACUGGGUUACAAAUAUGGUUCGCCCGGUCCAUCUUACUUCUGCUGUGGGCGCCGCUAUCGAAGAUGGCUACAGGCUAUUCCUAGAGGUGUCAAGUCAUCCGAUCGUUUCCCAUUCAAUCAAUGAAACCAUCAUGGAUCUAGGUAUUGAUGAUGAGGAGUUUGCGACCAUACCCACCAUACGCCGCAACAAGUCCGCAGCAAGCUGUGUUAUGCAAGCCUGCGGCUCCUUAUUUGUCAAAGGCGCCGCUAUCGAUUUCCGUCUGCAGCUGGGUCCAGAUCACCGUUGGUCUACACGUGUCCCGGGUACGAGCUGGGUCCAUAAGCCAAUUUGGAGGAAAGUCGAGAGCGCUGUUGCUGCCAGCACGGCCAACCUCCUCACGCAUGAUGUAGAUAAGCAUACCCUCUUGGGUCUGCGCAACCCCAUUGGUGGUACCAACACAAUACUUUAUUCGACAACGCUGGACAAUUACAACAAGCCGUUCCCUGGUAGCCAUCCACUCCAUGGCACUGAGAUCGUGCCAGCUGCGGUCCUUUUGAAUACAUUCCAUCAUGCUACCAAGGCCGCCACACUGUCCGAUGUGACACUGCGCGUGCCCGUAGCCGUAAGUGCUCCGCGCGACGUCCAGGUCGUAGUGGCUGAUGACACGGUCAAGCUCAUCUCGCGUCUACAGCAAAAUGCUGAAUUUGAAGAUCAUUCUUGGGUCACUCACACAACGGCGCGAUGGAGCCUCGGCAGCGGCGAACAAGCUCCUCAGAUUGAUGUUGAAUCAAUUAAGAAGCGCAUCGGCAAGGCCCUGCCAUCUAACUUUUCCAUCAACUAUCUGGACAAGGUUGGGGUCUCGGCCAUGGGAUUCCCUUGGGCUGUUACUGAACACUAUGGCAACCUGAAAGAGAUGAUCGCGCGCGUGGAUGUUGCGCCAAACACCAAUUCCGGUGAUCUUUUGCCGUGGGAUGCGUCCUCCUGGGCUGCAAUCCUUGAUGCCGCCACUUCAGUGGGCUCUACCAUAUUCUUUGAUAACCCUAGGUUGCGAAUGCCAGCCCAGAUCGAUAAGGUAUAUUUCUACGGCGAAUACGAUGUUCCGCCACCCAAGGUAGGCUAUCUGUAUGUCGAGGAAGCCUCGGAGCGUGGCGCCCCUGCGGUGCAUGUCAGUGUGUGCGACGAUGAUGGCCGCGUCAUCGCCAAAUUUCAGUCUAUGCGCUUCUCGGAGAUCGAGGGUACACCCGGCGCAAGCGGUAGCGUCGAAAGCCUUGUACAUGGACUCACCUGGGUGGCCGCCCCAUUCGCUAAGAAAGCCGCAGUCUGGGACAACGUCAUUCUGGUAUCAGACGACAAUGCUGUUCUUGCACGAUCCAGUAGGCUACAACUCAAGUUAAAAUCCAGUCGGAUCACAAAACUCACUUCAGCAUCUGACAUUACCUCUGCUGCCAUUACCCCGAACACAGCCAUUGUCUACUGGCCCGGCUCAGUUCUCUCGUUGGUCGACGUGCCAGCUAGGUCCGAGGUCUUCCUCGCUGAGCUACUCAGCCUGACCAAGCAUGUAGUUCGUGAGGCAACCUCGAUCCACAACGUUAAAGUCUUCGCGAUUACUGUGGGCGUCGGCGAUGCUGAUACUCCCACAGCACUCGCGCAAGCACCACUACACGGCUUGGCACGGAUCAUCGCAUCAGAGCAUUCAGAUCAGUGGGGGGCUCUCAUUGAUGUAGACGAAGACACCCCGCUUCCUAGUAUGGCUAUGCGAUAUAUACAUGACCAAGAUGUCAUUCGUGUCAUAGAUGACCUACCAAGGGUUGCUAGAUUACAGCCACUGUCUCGAGACCUUCUUUACAGCCCCGAACAGGCGGCCAUUCGUACACUUCUUCCCAAGCCUGAAGGUACGUACCUUAUCACUGGUGGUCUGGGCGCAUUAGGUCUCGAAGUCGCAAAUUGGCUGGUGGAAAAGGGCGCUCGCAGGGUGGUGCUACUAUCACGCCGUGGCCUGCCACCACGCAGCAAAUGGGCAGCUACCGAUGCCGACGAAGUUGUCAAGAAGGUCCUCGCGCUAGAGAGAGCUGGAGCAACGAUACACACGGUCUCGCUAGACAUCGGACAAGUGGAUGCACCCGAGAGACUUGAAGAAAUUUUGAACGGGCUAUCGCUACCACCAGUACUGGGUGUCGUACAUGCCGCAGGCACGUUGGUAGACCAACUUGUCUUAGAAACAACCACAGACGCUUUCUCGCGCGUUCUGAAGCCCAAGAUAUCAGGUGCCCUCACACUCAACAAGGUAUUCCCACCGGGUACGCUGGAUUGGAUGGUGCUCUUCAGCUCGUGCGGGCAGCUAUUCGGGUUCCCGGGUCAGAGUAGCUAUGCCAGCGGCAACGCGUUCCUAGACACUCUAGCAGCGCACCGCCGUCGGCAGGGAGAUAAUGCUGUCGCUUUCCAGUGGACCAGCUGGCGCGGUCUCGGUAUGGCUGCUAGCACCGACUUUAUCAAUGCAGAACUGCAGAGCAAGGGUAUCACUGAUAUUACUGUCGAGGAAGGCUUCCGCGCCUGGGAACAUUUGGCCAAGUUCAACAUGGAUCACGGCGUGGUGCUUCGCAGCUUGGCAUUCGACCAGGACGAGCCUCUUCCUGUACCUAUCCUUGAGGAUAUCGUCGCCCGGAGACCUGCGGCGCCCGGUAAUGCAGGAACUAAUAGUGGCGCACAGUCGGGCGAAACGGUAAGCGACAUGCCAUCUGGGGGCCCCGAAUUAAAGGAUUGGCUGGAUGGAAAGGUCCGGGAGGUCAUUAGCAAUCUACUGAUGCUUGGUGGUGCGGACGAAGUGGACGGGCGAGCCGCUAUCGCCGACCUGGGUGUGGAUAGUGUAUUGACAGUCACACUGAGACAAAAGCUCCAGAGCGCUUUCAAGGUCAAGGUGCCGCCGACCCUCACGUGGAGUCAUCCGACGACUAAUCAUCUUGUGGGCUGGCUAACAGAGAAGUUGGCCAAGGGUUGAAGGCGACGGAAUAAUAUUUGCAACUCAAGCCAUAGACUUUUUCACUGUUUUUACCUCGUCACUUUUUCUUUUCAUUCUUUUAUCUUCCACUAGCUCUUGAAUCAAUAAACAAAUUACCUUUUGUAACCGAAGAGAUCCAUGAGACUUUUCCUCGUCUACAAGGACGAUUUCCAAGGAUCGUACUGACCAAAUUGUUAGUAAAUCUCGUUUUGCCCUGUGGACAAUUGACAUUGGCCAU
Messenger RNA from Truncatella angustata, 5656 nucleotides. Its product is annotated as 6-methyl salicylic acid synthase. Gene Ontology annotation, biological process: fatty acid biosynthetic process; secondary metabolite biosynthetic process. Lineage: Eukaryota; Fungi; Ascomycota; Sordariomycetes; Amphisphaeriales; Sporocadaceae. The transcript has 3 exons. Gene Ontology annotation, molecular function: 3-oxoacyl-[acyl-carrier-protein] synthase activity; phosphopantetheine binding; fatty acid synthase activity. The record is from RefSeq and is a predicted model, not a curated record. The coding region runs from base 1 to 5418 and encodes 1805 amino acids.